Drosophila ficusphila is the source of this 1263-nucleotide messenger RNA. It is a transcript of the gene Rheb, whose product is annotated as GTP-binding protein Rheb homolog. The record is from RefSeq and is a predicted model, not a curated record. Lineage: Eukaryota; Metazoa; Arthropoda; Insecta; Diptera; Drosophilidae. Gene Ontology annotation, cellular component: plasma membrane. The transcript has 5 exons. Bases 326 to 874 code for a protein of 182 amino acids. Gene Ontology annotation, molecular function: GDP binding; GTPase activity; GTP binding. Gene Ontology annotation, biological process: small GTPase-mediated signal transduction.
AGAAGUGGUAUUUUAGAGUAGGCUCCAUAACGCCCACACCAGCACUGACUCAACUCGAGAAUCGCUGUUUUCGACGAUCUAAUACAUAAUAAUUGAAUUAAAAAUCGUCGGAAAUUCCCCAGCUGUGAUAGCAACAAGUAUACCCAUCAAAAAAAGUGAAUCAAGAAGCAAUAUUACCCCUUACACACUUUAACUGGUGCAGACAGGCACGCACCAACACAGGCGCACACAAAGUCGAAGGGGCGACAACAAAAACAAAAAAGAGUUGAAAAGCCCCAAAGCCAAGACUUUUCUUGUAACAUUGAAAAGCGUUCAGACCAGAAAAAUGCCAACCAAAGAGCGCAACAUAGCCAUGAUGGGCUACCGAUCUGUGGGAAAAUCAUCGCUUUGCAUACAGUUCGUAGAGGGCCAGUUCGUGGACUCCUAUGACCCCACCAUCGAGAAUACUUUCACUAAGAUCGAGCGUGUUAAGUCACAGGACUACAUCGUAAAACUCAUCGACACGGCCGGCCAGGACGAGUACAGUAUAUUCCCAGUGCAAUACAGCAUGGACUACCACGGCUACGUCCUGGUGUACUCCAUAACCAGCCAAAAGUCGUUCGAGGUGGUUAAGAUCAUCUACGAGAAGCUUCUGGAUGUGAUGGGCAAAAAAUAUGUACCUGUGGUGUUGGUUGGCAACAAAACCGAUUUGCACCAGGAGCGCACCGUUUCCACGGAGGAGGGCAAAAAGCUGGCCGAAUCCUGGCGAGCAGCAUUUCUCGAAACGUCCGCCAAACAAAACGAGUCUGUGGGAGAUAUAUUCCAUCAACUGCUGAUCCUGAUCGAGAACGAGAAUGGCAAUCCUCAAGAGAAGAGCAGUUGUCUUGUGUCGUAGGGCGCUAGGCAAGCUGAAACUGCGGCCGAACUGCUGGAAACACGGCAAAUCGCUAUGGCAAUACGAAAAUCGAUUAUCUCUUAUCUACACAGUUGGGCCAGCGUGCACUGGCGGGGGCGGGCAGUGCCCCUUGUGCGCAGCAGGAAAAUCUAAAAACCUAAUAGACCUAAUAGCUUUAAGUCCACAACAGCAAGUAACCACCAUCAAGCGGCUUGGAUGCGUCCGCUAACGCUGCCCUGCAGGAUUCGUGGUUCGCGUUUAGCGCAACACAACAGGUUUAAGUUAGUACACUUUUUUCACAACAACAAUUCAGUUACAAAGUUCAUAUACAAUUCUACCAAUAUUUUGUUUUUAGUUUCAAUUUAAAUAUAAUUUUUCCAAGUACUAUA